Oreochromis aureus is the source of this 2754-nucleotide messenger RNA. RefSeq names its product ring finger protein 5 (gene rnf5). The transcript is spliced from 6 exons. The coding region runs from base 151 to 786 and encodes 211 amino acids. Gene Ontology annotation, cellular component: endoplasmic reticulum. Gene Ontology annotation, biological process: ubiquitin-dependent protein catabolic process. NCBI's taxonomy places the organism in Eukaryota, Metazoa, Chordata, Actinopteri, Cichliformes, Cichlidae. The record is from RefSeq and is a predicted model, not a curated record. Gene Ontology annotation, molecular function: metal ion binding; ubiquitin protein ligase activity; ubiquitin-like protein conjugating enzyme binding.
GAAACGGAAGUCGUCUCUCGGGCAGAGACAGCAGCCUCGGCUCGGUCGGUGACAGCAGCAACCGUUACCGCUGACAGCUAACGUUAUUUCGGGUCUGGCCGCCGCGGGUUGGCACACUUCGUUUCUUUCUUCGUUUGGAAAAUAAACACUAUGGCGGCCGCGGAUCACCGGUUCUCGAGUGACGGCGGGCCGGCCAGCAGAGGAGGGUUCCCGGCCGGGGAGAGCAGCAACGACCGCGACGGUUCGGGUGGCGGCAGCGGGGAGAGCGAACGGGAGCCGGAUCGAGCCACCUUCGAGUGCAACAUUUGCUUGGACACUGCCAGGGACGCCGUCAUCAGUCUGUGCGGACACCUGUUCUGCUGGCCCUGUCUUCAUCAGUGGUUGGAGACACGGCCCAGCCGACAGCAGUGUCCCGUGUGCAAGGCGGGCAUCAGCAGAGAGAAAGUAAUCCCGCUGUACGGCAGAGGGAGCUCCAGCCAGGAGGACCCCAGGUUGAAAACUCCACCCCGGCCUCAGGGACAGAGAACAGAGCCCGAGAGCAGAGGCGGGAUGUUCCGCGGUUUCGGGGACACCGGCUUCCACAUGUCUUUCGGCAUCGGCGCGUUCCCCUUCGGCUUCUUCACAACAGUCUUCAAUGCCAACGACCCCUUCCACAGAGCAGAUCAGUACGUCGGUGACCACCAGGGCAAUGGCGACGGCAAUGGCAACAACGGCAAUAACAACUGGCAAGACUCUCUAUUCCUGUUCGUCGCCAUCUUCUUCUUCUUCUGGCUGCUGAGCGUGUGACGCAGACCUGGUGGCGGACACACGAGUGAUUAUUGAUGUCUGGGAGGGAGGGGCGCAUUAAACAAACAAAAAAAACAAAACGGCAAACACAACUCGCACACUUAACCCGAGCCACAGACACACACUCGCGUUACAUUUUCUAACCGGAGGGGGUAGAGGGAGGUUUGUGUUUGAGACCAUGAAUACAGCAGUUUGAUUUUUCUCUUCCUCACUAUAUCAGAUCACUUCAGGACACCCCUCUCCUCCACCUGCUCUUUAUUUAUGCAAGAAAUUCACUGGAAAGUAGUGCAGCACCUGUCCCCCAACGCGAGUUAGCCCUCCCAGUGUGCACACAGCUGUAGAUGGAUGCACAGAGAGCAUUAAGAGGCAGUAUUACAUGAUCAGGGGGAGCUACGUCGCGAGAUCUUGUUCGUCUUUUGGUGUCCAGUGUUGCAGAAGAAGAAAGCUGGGUGGAGCAGUCUUUAGGAAAGUGGGUUUUCCUGAAACACAGAGAGAAAGGGUUUGAGAGGGGUUAGAAUACAGGGAGGGGGUAGGUCUUUCUUUAAAAAGGCCAAAGAGUAGCAGAUCGUUCACGCAGGAUGGAUGGUGGAGGGUGAAUAAUUGCGUUCCUGUUUACAGCUUCCUCCUGAAACGUUCUCGUAGAAUUGGCGACAGACAGAAGCGGCCCUGUGGGAUGCUUUUGUUUUUUGUUUUUUUUUUCCUUCUUCUUCUAAACAUUUUGUCUUAACAAAAACUGCCUUCGCACUGUGAAGCUGUCUGUAGUCGGAGCUGCCCUAAACCUCGGGGCGCGUGCCGUUGUCGGACCACUUGUUCCUUGUAGUUCCCUGCGUGUUUGGGGAAAAAUGGGCCGGUUAGGUUGUUUUUCAUGCCCACGUCAGCUACUUUAAAGGGUAUGAGGUGCACAGUUAACAAAAGGGGGCAGAAUAAAUCAACAUGCAGGAUUGAAGAGCAGCAGUUUGGUGAGCCGUUCUCCUCCCCUCACACGUGAUUUAAAAAAACAAAUCUAAAAUACUUCCUUUGAUUUUUCCUGACUGUAUGUGUCUGAGUGUGUGUGUGUACAUUCUGUAUUUGUACAUAUGGAUAUUGUAAAUGCUGUUUUUAUGUAUUUCUGACUGGAGGACCAGCCGUGGAGAGCAAAAGAGGACAUGUGGGUCUUGAGAUGCUUCUUGCUUUUCAGAGCUCAUUUGAUUAAAAAAGUUAAUAAUCCUCCUCCUGAGAAAGCAGACUGCUGUUGCCCCGCUAAUGUGAUGAGUUGACGAGGCUUGUAGUUCUUUUGACUGUACAGCAGAGUAACUGACACAAACUCAUUUUAAUGUUUAAAAAUGUGAAGUGCAAAGUGUUGAAAGACCCCCGAUUUCAUUUUUUUCUUGAAUAUUCUACUCAAACAUGGGACUAAAUAAACGAAUCAGUCGUAUAGCGCUUUAUGCUUCAUGUUUUUCCCACAUCAGAAUCUCCCACAGGUUUGCAGAAAUCAACUGUACUCAAGUGUGAGCUACUAGGAGUCUGAUAAGCACUUCUUCCCCUCUUCAGACCCACCUCACACUGAAAGGCUUCUUUUAACUUUACAGCACGCAGUGAGCUCUGCCUGAGAAUCCAGAAUGGCUCGAGCCGAGCUCCGCUGAUCUGCAUCCAGGUCUUUAGCACUUUCAGGUUCACAUCGGGGUCAGAGAUAAAAGCGGGUCCUCUGUAGCUGCCCAGGGCUCAUCCUCUUUCAACACUUGAUGUUGUGAGGCUUAUGUGACACUAAAUUAAGUGAUGGAAGUCUUUGGAGAAACAUGGAGACGUAGUGCAAAACCAAAAAUGAACUAAGAUUAAAACAUGGUCUCGUUCUGUGUCGUCAUUUUUGUAUCUUAUUGAUUUGGGCAAUUAAACAACUGACUUAAUUUACAGAAAAUGUUCAAGUUAUUCAUUGAAAGCUUCUCAGAUGUGAUCAUUUGCUACAUUAAAAGCUGACCUGUUGUAAUUUUC